CAGCAGCUCUGACGAUACAUUGCAAGCAUGGCCGGGGACAGCGAAACUCACCCAAAGGACCGUGUCGAGAACACCAACAACAUUAUCCGACAACCUUUUCUCAUCGGUGUCUCCGGAGGCACCGCUAGCGGGAAGUCGUCCGUGUGUGAGAAGAUCAUGGAGCUGCUGGGCCAGAACAAGAUCGUCCACCACCAGCGGCAGGUGGUGAUCCUCAGCCAGGACAGCUUCUACAAGGUGCUGACUGCAGAGCAGAAGGCAAAAGCACUUAAGGGCCAUUUCAACUUUGAUCACCCAGAUGCCUUUGACAGUGAGCUGAUGAAGCAAACACUCAAACAAAUCCUGCAGGGUGAGACUGUCCAGAUCCCAGUUUAUGACUUUGUCACUCAUUCCAGGAAAGAGGAGGUUAUUACGGUGUACCCGGCUGACGUGCUCCUGUUUGAGGGCAUCCUCAUGUUCUACUCGCAGGAAAUCAGAGAUCUGUUCCAGAUGAAGCUGUUUGUCGACACAGAUCCAGACACACGGCUCUCUCGCCGAGUUCUUCGAGACAUCAGUGAGCGUGGGAGAGAGCUGGAACAAGUGCUGGCUCAGUACAUCACUUUUGUCAAACCAGCCUUUGAGGAGUUCUGUUUGCCAACAAAGAAGUAUGCAGAUGUGAUUAUUCCACGAGGAGCAGAGAACCUUGUGGCCAUCAACUUGAUAGUACAGCACAUCCAAGACAUUCUGAACGGCGGACAAAGCAAGCGGCAUAACGGCUGCACUAACGGCUGCACGAACGGCCACAGUACUCCACGUCAGCGACGGACCUCGGAGUCCAGCAGCCGGCCUCAUUGACUUGGUCACACCUCUCUUCACAGGCGGAGAGGGGUGUGGAGGCGUUGCGCUGUAAAGAAUGCCUGUUGGCAUUCUUGUAUUGGAAGAGAGGGAAAAAGAGAUGCGAAAAGAAUUGAAAUGCCUUUUAUUAUGACUUCUCUUGUUAUUGGGUACUUUCAUUGUAAUUAUUGAACUUGGAAUUUUUAUUUUUUUUUUGUCAGCGUGUUAAGAGGAGUUGUUGUUCUUGUGAUGAGACCAUGGGUUAAAAGUGACCUCAUGCAUUUUCCUCCCAAAUUACAUUUUGUUUUUUAUGUAUCCCCUGCUGCUCCAUGGUAAAUCGUGCCGCUAAUGAAUAAAAGAGGGCAACCCUUUUUCUUUAUUGCAAUCUCUGAUAAAACUUGAAUCCCUAACAGCAGGGGAGACUGAUACAUGUUUGGUUGGGUGCCAGACGAGAAGGAUGCAAAUUACAACAUGAGUUAAAGAAACCAGGAUUGCACUCUGUAUUUGUACCGACAAUCUUGGGAGUGUUUCCAAUGCUUUUCUUGGUAUUUAAGUCCCCUCGUCUUGUGUUUCACUCUGUUUACUACAAAGUACCCACCACACUGACUCUGUACAAUGACUGCUGCAGCAGCGGCACGCUACAUUAUUUUAAGCACUGAUUGUCAGGUGCAGAAUCAUGUGACAUCCAGAUCAAUGAAGCCAAAGGCUGGGAGGUUCAGCUGACCAUUGUGUUCACCCAGUCGAGUGUGGGUACUGUUGCACUUUAGGGAUACACUCGCCUUCUAAUUAAUUACAGUGCUGAUGACUCCCUAUCAAAACUAAUUUACACAAGCACUAUUUUGUUAAUGAGAACUAUGAGAUGGUUCUUUAAAUAUGGAUGUAUGAUUUACUUAAAUAUUCCUAAUUUUCAAUGGAUAGACUAGCAUUCAUGAGAGAGCCCUUGAAAAUACGAUUAAGAUAUGUAUAUACUCAGGUUGGAAAAAACAUUUUCAAAUGCCAGAAAAGAGUGUUCAAUGCCACAGCAGUAUUAGUUUUCCCAGGUGUGUGGCCAUUAACCACCAAAACCCACCACAAUGCCUCUGCAAAGUUGCCUCAGGUUAACAUGUACAGUAAGGAUCCAUGCUAAAAGCCAGUUUAAAGGUAUAAUAAACUCUCGAAUCAACUUUGUAUUCCACUUGCUGUAUUUAUUGUGUAUAGAUGAAUGAAUGAAUUUGUACCAGGAGAUUUGUACUGUAGGCUGUGGAAUGACUUAUUACAAUGAGACAAUUCCUUAAUGGUUAAUAAAGUGAUGCAGCCGAGUG
Messenger RNA from Anarrhichthys ocellatus (wolf-eel), 2111 nucleotides. It is a transcript of the gene uck2b, whose product is annotated as uridine-cytidine kinase 2b. Gene Ontology annotation, molecular function: ATP binding; kinase activity. Lineage: Eukaryota; Metazoa; Chordata; Actinopteri; Perciformes; Anarhichadidae. Bases 28 to 831 code for a protein of 267 amino acids. The transcript is spliced from 7 exons. The record is from RefSeq and is a predicted model, not a curated record.